AUGGGAUAGGGCUUUAUUUUAACCUUUAUAAUCGUACUCAGCUCAGCCGUACCUUAACCUCCUUCCGCCGCUAUGCAGGCCGACAAGAUUCCCGAGUUCCUGACCGAGCAGCGCGAGCUCGCUCCCGACGAAUCCCAAGCCCUAUUCCUAGAAUUCGAAGACUUUUGGGAACGAAAGCUAUGGCAUCAACUGACCAACGCGUUGAUAACAUAUUUCUCUCUGUCAGAGAGUGCACCGCAGAGACUACCCAUGUUCAAAAAUUUCAUUCUUAUUUUUGCAGAUAAAAUCAACCAGUUGAAAUUCGUGUCUCUGGGGUUAAUGGCAUCGACGCAGUGUAAAGAUGAUGGGGAACGUCUAGCCUUCCUAACUGCGCUCGCGGAUAAGGUCAACAAGCCUGGGUCGCAGGAUGCUUAUGUCUACGCCAUGGCAGACGUUGCUGCCGUUAAGUUACGACUCGAGGACUUUGAGGGUUCGCGGAAAGAUCUUGAUGCAUCGCAGGCGGUGUUAGACUCUUUUGAUUCUGUCGAGAAUGUUGUACAUGCAGCGUUCUAUAAAGUGAACGCUGAUUAUUACCAUGCGAAAAUGGAGUUCGCAUCCUACUACAAGAACGCCCUCCUCUACCUCGCCUGUAUCGACAUAGUUGAGCUCACACCGACAGAGCGUGCUGCUAGAGCAUAUGACCUUAGCAUAGCUGCACUCGUAUCUGACACGAUUUACAACUUUGGCGAACUCUUACUCCAUCCAAUUCUCGAAUCACUCAAAGAAACGCAACAUUCGUGGCUCCGCGAGCUUCUCUUUGCUUUCAACCGUGGUGACUUGACAGCCUAUGAUGUUCUAGCAGGAAACAUUAGCAAAAAUCCCCUCCUCGAACAGCACAAAGUUUUUCUAUAUCAGAAAAUAUCCCUCUCAGCCCUAACAGAAAUGAUAUUCCGUCGACCACCCCAUGAUCGGACUGUCACAUUCGCAGCGAUGUCGGAAGAAACCAAGGUUCAGCCGAACGAGAUCGAGCAUCUGAUUAUGAAAGCCUUAAGUUUGGGCCUACUGAAGGGCUCGAUUGACCAGGUUGCACAAAUUGCGAGAAUCAACUGGGUACAACCGAAGGUUUUGGAUAUGAAGCAAAUUGAGGGAAUGAGGAAUCGGCUGAAGGAAUGGGAUGCUGGCGUCAACCAGCUUGGUCACUGGAUCGAGGGAGUUGGGAAGGAUGUUUGGGUUGCGUAA
Coccidioides posadasii C735 delta SOWgp is the source of this 1218-nucleotide messenger RNA. RefSeq names its product 26S proteasome regulatory subunit (gene RPN9). Gene Ontology annotation, molecular function: structural molecule activity. Gene Ontology annotation, biological process: ubiquitin-dependent protein catabolic process. NCBI's taxonomy places the organism in Eukaryota, Fungi, Ascomycota, Eurotiomycetes, Onygenales, Onygenaceae. Gene Ontology annotation, cellular component: nucleus; proteasome regulatory particle, lid subcomplex; cytosol. The record is from RefSeq and is a predicted model, not a curated record.